Molecule: messenger RNA, 1699 nt
Organism: Condylostylus longicornis
Lineage: Eukaryota; Metazoa; Arthropoda; Insecta; Diptera; Dolichopodidae
Product: zinc finger protein OZF-like
Exons: 6
Coding region: 315-1673 (452 amino acids)
Biological process (GO): regulation of transcription by RNA polymerase II
Cellular component (GO): nucleus
Molecular function (GO): RNA polymerase II cis-regulatory region sequence-specific DNA binding; DNA-binding transcription activator activity, RNA polymerase II-specific; zinc ion binding
Source: RefSeq, a predicted model, not a curated record
CGAAGUAACGUGAAAACAACGAAUGAUUAUAAAUUAUUUUUCUUGACAUCUUAAAAUACUUACAAAUAUAAAUACAAUGGUGCAAAAUGAAGCAACCUCGCAACGCGAUCACUAAUUAUUGAUAAGUUCUUGUGAUAACAGAAAUAUGUAGCCGCGUGUAUUUUAAUAUCUUGAAUCAAAUAACUUUUUUGUUUAGUAUAAAUCUGUUUACAUUUAACUUUUAUUUGUUUCUAUUUAAAAAAACGACAUUUUAUGUAUUGUGCUAUUUAAAAUUUGUUUUUGAAAUUGUUUCAAAAAACAAAUAUACAACGAAGAUGGAGGAAUGCUCAAUAAUUAUUUGCAAUAAAGAAAAGGAUGAGUGUUGCAUUGUUUGCUUGAGGCAUUGUUAUUUAACCCAAAUGACACAUAUAUUUGAAAAAAGUCAAAAAUUACAAAUAAUAAUAUCUGAUUUACUAGAAUUAUGCGGUGGAUUUAAGAUAGAAAAAUAUUAUCGGUUUCCUAAAGGAAUAUGUUCAAAAUGUUUACAAGAGUUGCACAUUGCAGCUGCAUUUCGAGACAAAUGUCAAGCUUCUAUAGAGUUUCUCAUGGAUCAAGUUAUUGAAGGAAAUAAUAGUAAUUUUGUUGCUGCAAACGAUAAUGAAAAAGUUCCCGAAAAUCUGAAUCAAAUGAAGGAUGGUAAGAAUUUCAUUAAAUUUACUCAGGCAAACAUUGACCAUAAAGUGCAAUUAAUUGAAGAUGUUAAAGACAAAAUCAAAUCAGAAGACUCUAGAGCUAUUGGGAAAUCAAAUCCAAUAAAUAACGACUUAUUUCAAUUUUAUAAUAAAGAUGACCUGAAUCUUGAGAAAUUUUAUGACAGUUUUGAUGAAACGUUAUAUAAGGCUAAAGCAGGAUUUAUAUAUCAAUAUUCCUGCGAUAUAUGCGGGUCAGCUUUUAAAACAGUACUUAAUCUUAGAAAGCAUUAUAAAAAACACACCAGUACAUGGUUUACAUGCAUCAUAUGUUGGCAUCCUUUUACCAAUAAAGUUAAUUUAAAAAAUCAUUUUAUUCAACGUCAUAAGGGUGAAAAUAUGUCGGCUCAUAUAGAAUUUGCUGAUUUAAAGAGUGAAAGUGAAACUUCUGAACAUUUUUUUGACGAGACUUUAGAAAAAAAUGGCAAUUUUAUAUGUAAAAAAUGUAAUGAAAUCUUCCAAUCUAGAGAAUACUUAAAAAGACAUUUACUUUCACAUACAAAUACUUAUAAAUGUAAUAAGUGUGGGAAGUUAUUUUCAUCUUCAUCCAAAUUAUGGCAACAUCUUAAGUUGCAUAACAGCAUACGCCCCUUUGGAUGUAAAUAUUGCGACAUGACUUUUAAAAAUAAGAGUAAUUUGAACGUUCAUGUAGGGAAACAUGCUGGAUUAAAACCACAUAAAUGUGCACUAUGUGAAAAAAGUUUUAGCCGAACAAAUUUACUUAAGGAACAUUUGCGUUCUCACACCGGCGAGAAACCGUUUUCUUGUGAAAUUUGUUGCAAAGCCUUUUCCAAAAAGAGAAUUUAUGUUAACCACAAAAUGAUUCAUUCAGAUAAUAAGUUUUGUUGUUCAUUUUGCCCACAAAAAUUUGUCAGAGAAAGUCAGUUGAAUUUUCACGUUAAAAAUUAUCAUAAAGACUUACUACAUAGCACGACCAUUUUUUAAAAUCACUUUUGAAAUAAAAAUUUUUU